AUGAGCAAGGAGAAGCACCACCGCGACUGGAUCCUCCGCCGCUGCUGCGGCGCCAUCGCCGCCUACAUCCUCACGCUCGCCGUGGUCGGCUUCAUCGUGCUCGUCAUCUACCUGGCGCUGCACCCCUCCAAGCCGUCCUUCUACCUCCAGGACGUGCAGCUCCGGUCCAUCGACCUCAGCGACCCGGCGCUCUCCCUCGACCUCCAGGUGACGAUCGCGUCGCGGAACCCGAACGACCGUGUGGGCGUGUACUACAAGACGCUAGACGCGUUCACGACGUACCGCGAUGAGCCGGUGCCGGUGCCGGUGUCGAUGCCGUCGAUCUACCAGGGCGACAAGGACGUGUCGGACAUCGCGGCGGGCUACGUGCUGCUCCACGUCAAGGCGGAGGGCCACGUCAAGUGGAAGGUCGGCAGCUAG
Molecule: messenger RNA, 420 nt
Organism: Miscanthus lutarioriparius
Lineage: Eukaryota; Viridiplantae; Streptophyta; Magnoliopsida; Poales; Poaceae
Source: the annotation of a GenBank genome assembly